AGCGCUGCGCGCAUGCGCCUUGACGAGUGAGCCGGGUGAGGAGGCUUCCUAGGUAGCGGAAGGGGGAGAUGGAAAUGGAAGGGGCGGGCGCGCUAGCCCUCGUCCUGGCUGGGCUCCCGCUGGAGUGUGCGUUGGGGGCGGACCAGGAGCGGUGGUCUCCAGGGAGGUCGAGGCUGGGGCUCCCAUCCGGAUUUGGAGCAGGGUCUCCGCGGCCCAGCUGACCUGCCGGCGUUUGUACGUUAUGUGCCCACUCAGGGAGCCAUGGACAACUGUUUGGCGGCCGCAGCGCUGAAUGGGGUGGACCGACGUUCCCUGCAGCGUUCAGCAAGGCUGGCUCUAGAAGUGCUGGAGAGGGCCAAGAGGAGGGCGGUGGACUGGCAUGCCCUGGAGCGUCCCAAAGGCUGCAUAGGGGUCCUUGCCCGGGAGGCGCCCCACCUAGAGAAACAGCCGGCAGCCGGCCAGCAGCGCGUUCUCCCGGGAGAGAGAGAAGAGAGACCCCCAACCCUUAGUGCUUCCUUCAGAACAAUGGCUGAAUUCAUGGACUAUACUUCAAGUCAGUGUGAGAAAUAUUAUUCAUCUGUGCCAGAGGAAGGAGGGGCAACCCAUGUCUAUCGUUACCACAGAGGCGAGUCGAAGCUGCACAUGUGCUCGGACCUAGGGAAUGGUCAGAGAAAAGACAGAAAAAAGACAUCCCUUGGUCCUGGAGGCAUCUAUCAAAUAUCAGAGCAUGCUCCAGAGGCAUCCCAGCCUGCUGAGAACAUCUCUAAGGACCUCUACAUAGAAGUAUAUCCAGGGACCUAUUCUGUCACUGUGGGCUCAAAUGACUUAACCAAGAAGACUCAUGUGGUAGCAGUUGAUUCUGGACAAAGUGUGGACCUGGUCUUCCCUGUGUGAUGUUGACCAUCACCGCCAUCACAUCACCUUUUUUUAAGUAGUAAGAAUAAAGCCACUGUAUGAUUCUCUUAAUAGCUAUACAUUAAUCCUGUUUUUAGUGCUGACCGGGUCAGCCUUCCCAGGAAGUGGAGUCUGUCUCUUUCAGUGCUUUUUUUUUUUUUUUUGAGACAGAGUCUUGCUCUGUUGCCCAGGCUGGAGUGCAGUGGCGCAAUCUCAGCUCACUGGAAGCUCCGCCUCCUAGGUUCACACCAUUCUCCUGCCUCAGCCUCCCGAGUAGCUGGCACUACAGGCGCCCGCCACCACGCCCGACUAUUUUUUUUGUAUUUUUAAUAGAGACAGGCUUUCACCAUGUUGGCCAGAAUGGUCUCGAUCUCUUGACCUCGUGAUCCACCCACCUUGGCCUCCCAAAGUGCUGGGAUUACAGGCGUGAGCCACUGCACCCAGCCUCAGUGCCUUUUUUAACUUGAGGGUGUAGAAGUCCUCCAUGCUUGUUUGCCUGAAAGUAAUAUAAUGAUGCUGUCUGAACAGGUUUUACUGCUUGCUUUCCAAGUAAAGGUUAAUUAUGAUAAUAAAGAGAUUUAGAAAUGAA
Molecule: messenger RNA, 1483 nt
Organism: Nomascus leucogenys (northern white-cheeked gibbon)
Lineage: Eukaryota; Metazoa; Chordata; Mammalia; Primates; Hylobatidae
Gene: AKIP1
Product: A-kinase interacting protein 1
Biological process (GO): regulation of non-canonical NF-kappaB signal transduction
Cellular component (GO): nucleoplasm
Source: RefSeq, a predicted model, not a curated record